AUGACAAUCGCAGAGGAGGUGUCCCUCACGCUGCCAAAUGCAAACACCGAACGCGAGACUGUCGAGGUCACUUCCAAGGUCAUGGAGCUGUCGCUGGUCCUGGACUGCGUAACCACGUCAGCAGAACUGAGCACUCGUUCGGAGUUCGGAGUGCCGAAGGGCGACGUGCGACGAAGCCCUUACAAGAAGAUGGAAGCCGGGGGCGCCGUCACCGUGGCAAACGUGUCGGACCUGACCGAGCCCAUCGCCUUUCAACUCGCUGCUGGCGAAGCCGUCCCGGGAGACCAAUGUGCUUUCUUCGAUCCAGUUUCACAGACAUGGUCUACGCAGGGCAUGGGGAAUGUGGACGCAGAGACGUUCACGGCGCUGCUUAGCAGAACGAUGAACGGAACCUGGUGCCUGACCACCCACACCUCAAUGUUUGCUCUUGUCCAGAUCAUCCCCUUUGAGUCCAUGUGGGACCCAGAGGCAGGCACCCUGAACGCUAAUGGUUACAUCCUCGCCGGUGCCUUUGUGGGCUUGGUGGUGUGUCUCAUGCUCUGCUUCGCUUGCGGCCUUCUGGUCCGCCGGAUGCGUCCAGCGGCGGCAGGGCAGACGGAGAUCCAGGACCCUGGGCGACUUUGGGUCGUCACUUUCUCUCGAUCACAAGUCAUGGCCGAGACGAAGACAGUGGUCUCUGACGAAGAUGACGAACACGAGGAGACCAUGGAUGCCAAGCAGAAGGUGCACAUUCGCUGGGACGUGGACCCUGCACCUUUGCUGACAAAGCUGAACCACCUCAAAGGCCAUCGUUGGGUGUCCAUGGACUUGAGAGCAAAGAGGGUGACCGGGGUCGCAGGCUCCGUGACUAAGGAGGCAUCGCAGUCCUAUGCCAAACGGUCCUUCCGCAACAUGUUGCAGGGAGUCGAGGGCGAGGAUGGCAUGACGAAGAAGACAACGGACGCGGCAGCGCAGAUGGGCAGACAGGCGUCGGUGACCUCCGAAGCUUUCCUUGGCGCUGUGGAGUCCAAUCAGGACAGCGGCGUUGCUAGAGAAGAUUCCGAAAUCUACGAGGUCAGCUUGCGGGGUGCAGCUUCAGACUUCGGCUUGGUUGAGGUUUCCGUGGACCCAAGCCCAGGCACUUGGGAGCCUUCGUCGGCAUGGCAGGAGAUGUACCAGGAUGCUCAGCUGGUGCACUACUAUUCCCACACUCAUGGGCGGACGCUGCUGGGCUUCAUCCAGGGUUCGGGCCAGUUCAUGGGGACGGACGCGGACGAGCUGCCACGCUACAACUGCGCCAUCGGCGUGCGAAGGCAACUUCGCAGGAUGGUCCCGCUGACAGACCUCCGCCCGCCGUUCAGAGGUGGCGAUCCCGUCAUGGUUUUUCUGGAGGAUGAGAGGACCUGGCAUCCUGGAGCCAUAGCAGCGACGCCUGCCCUCGCCCUCCACCAUGCAGCGAAGUUCCAGGUGUCGGUCCUGGACAUGGACGCGUCGGGUGCCGUGCUGCGGGGCCCACGCCCAGGCGUCUGCUUUGCAACGGAGCGAGUGGAGCGAUGCCUGCGCCUUGUUCCGUCGGAUUCGGCAGGAUACGGCGUCGCUUCCCGAAGGGCCACAGAAUCCGGGCCUACAGAGGCGGCGACUGCGGCGGCAGACAGGGCUGCCAUGGCUCGCCACGCGGUGCUUCUAUUGGCAUGUGCUGCAUGGUCGACGUUGGCGGAAAAGUGCGAUGACUUCCGCUGUCCCAGCGGUUCCGAGCCCAGACAAGGUGAGGAGGGCCGAACGUCGGAAGAGUGCUGCCAGCGCCUGUGCAGCAGCUUCAACUGUCCAUCACACUCGGGCUUCGUGUCCAUCAACAAUGUGUCUGCAGCCGGACUCACGACCGCGUCGUGUUGCAGAAAACUUCCCUCCUGCACCGAAAACUCCCGAUAUGUGCCACUGAGCAGUCCCAGCUUGGACGAAGGGCGGGCGGAGGUUGCGGCCUCGUCCAUCGAAUGUGCGGAGCGGUGCCAGGCCAGUACUGGAUGCGUUGGAUUCACCUGGUUGUCCGACUCCAGCUGUCACCUGGCCGGUGCCAAUGCAACCUUGCGCUUCAUGCCCGGUGGAGUCAGUGGCAACACGACCUGCCACUCCUUGCGGCCGUGCACCGGCAAGGUUCACCAGCUCUUUGCCCAAGCGAGCCCACAGAUCCUGUCAAGCGGCAGCAGCUCGCAGCUGGACCUGGCAGGUGUUGCAGUGGUGGACUGGGAUGCCGAUGGUCGUCUCGAUGUGGUGACUUCUCAUGGAAGUGGGCGCUUGGGCCUCUUCUUGCAAGGCUCGGAUGGGAAGUUUUCUGCUUCCACGGACAACCCCUUCCGUUCCAUCGAAGUCGGGGAGUCUGCGAAGCCCACGAUCUUUGAUUGGGACGGCGAUGGGGAGCUGGAUGUCUUGGUGGGCAAUGCAGACGGGGAUCUCAAGUUCCUGAAAGGUUCGGGAGAUGGUGCUGUGGCCAUGACCUGGAAUUGGUACCCCUUCAGCACGCUGACAACCCUUGGUCGCACGGCACCUGCCAUGGCAGACUUGACGGACGAUGGGCACCCAGAUUUAGUCCUGGGUCACGGAUGUCAGCUGGAUGUGUACCUGGGACAGGGCAACCACUCCCUUGCACUCACGGCGUCUCAUGACUUCGCGUCCUCGGGCUCCUCGGGCUCCUGUGCCGUUGUCCCGACAGUGUGGGACUGGGACGGCGACGGGAUGAAGGAAGUGAUUGUUGGGGACCAGGCUGGAAAAUUCCAUCUCUGCCGGCUCAUCAACGGAACCACACUCACUUGCGACUCCUUGGAGGGCUACGGCGUCGGCGAGAUGGCGUCGCCCUCUGCGUGUGACUGGGACUCUGACGGAGUUCCGGACCUCAUCGUCCAGUCUCGGGGCCUCCAGGACCUGGCCUGGUUUCGCAGAGGCCCCAGGCCGGACGUCUUGGAGGUUCCCGCCAAGAAAGAGCCGGCGCUGUUUGGCUUUGACGUGGGUGAGUCCGCCGUGCCUGUCUUGGUCGACUGGGACCUGGAUGGAGAUCUCGAUCUGAUUGUCGGAAGCGCUGAUGGAAGGUUGUGGUUCUUUCCCCAAGAGAACGGCGAGUUCGUAUCCUCAAAUCAUCCCGACGGGCCCUUCGCCAGCGUGGACGUCGGGUCAAACUGUGCACCUACAGCGGUCGACUGGGAUUCCGAUGGGUUUCCAGAUCUCAUCCUCGGCAGUGGUCAGGGACGGCUGACCCUGCUGCGCGGAGGCAGUGCCGAGCCGCUGCUGGAGGGGCAGCGACUUUUUGCUUCCGUGGACCUGAAGACGCGGGUGCAGCCGGCCGUGGUAGACUGGGACAGCGACGGAGAUCUGGACCUUCUCCUGCUUGCCGGUGGUCGGAUCCAAUAUUUCAGAAACGAGCACGGCCGUUUUGUGCAGGUUCCGGACGAGUACAGCCCUUUCUCACAGGUUGGUGAUGUACUUCGCCGCCAGGGGCUUUCGACGGAUGACUCUCUGUGCUUGCAGGCGAUCGACGCAGAUUCCGAUGGAGACUGGGACCUCGUAGUGGGAGGGUUGCUACUGGAGCAGCUGUCCGACGGCACUUUAAAGUAUCUGACCGGAAGCGACAGUGCCUUUCCCAGUCAGUGGCCUUGGCCUGCGGAUGGGCCUCCGUGCCUUGCGUACGGCGACUUGGACAUGGAUGGGGUCCUGGACCUGGUGGUGGGCUUCCGAGACGGGAGGCUGGAUCUCGGGCUCGGCAAACUCGGCGAUGAUUUCAAGGCUCAGGAGGGACUCGCGAACCCUGUGGGUGAUCUUGGGCUGGGUAUGGCCCGCAAGACGCCGGGCAUCGUCGAUUGGGAUGGGGAUGGCAAGGGCGAUCUCCUCGUCUCGGCGGACGGCAUGCGGCUCUUUCUGCAUGAAGCAGACGGGUCUUUGAAGGAGACCACGACCAAGCUCGCUUCUCUUGAGGGGCGCUCCCCGUUGUCGAUCGUGACUGUGGAUUGGACGAUGGAUGGAGAUGAUGACAUCCUUCUUAUCGAGAAGCAAGCCUUGGUACUUCUGGAGCGGAGCGGCUCAGAAGGCUUUCUGCCAGCCUUUGAGGUGUUCCACUGGUCGCUUCGCGAUGGGUUGCCCACCGUCACGGGAGGAACCGUGGCAGAUUGGGAUGAAGACGGACUGUUCGACGUCCUCGUCGGCCUCGAAUCCGGUAGGCUGCAGCACUGGCGCCAGCGUGCUUCCGGGCAGAUGCAACUGGUACCGGAGGACGAGAGCCCCUUUGCGGGGAUUGUUGGGGAAGGCUCAGCCCAACCUGCGAUGGCAGAUGUUAACGGAGACGGAAAGCCGGACUUGAUUCUGGGAUCAUCUGGCCGGCUGCAGAUCUACCUUCAAGACGAGGAAGGCAAACUGAUCCGAAGGCACGUGCUGGAUGGCUUCCGAGGGGAUGUUGUGCCGGUGGCAGCCGAUUGGGAUGGCGACGGCGAGAGCGAGAUCAUUCUGGGCACGUCUUCAAACGACCUGGUGUAUCUGGAUCAGGGCCCGUGUGCUCCAAGAGACGCCUGCCUGGGACAGUCCGGGCUUUGCAACUCCAAGAGCCAGGUUUGCGAGUGCCUACCAGGCCAUAGUGGCAUCGACUGUUCCAAGUGUGCCACGGGCUUCAGUUCUACGCCCAGGAACUCCGAGCGGGGCCACGAUUGCUACCCGUGCCCAGGAAAUUCAGGCGCCUGCAGUCACAGAGGAGUCUGCGUGGACGACCACUACGUACAGGCUGCGGCUGUGGGGCGAAGGGAGAUCUCGGAUCCACGGCUUCUUCGUGGAAAUGGAAGCUGCGUCUGUCAUCCCAACUACUUCGGAAAGGACUGCGUGCAGGGCGAGUGCCCUGCUGGCCAGGAGCCCGCGGCAGACCUGGCGUCCGGGUGGAGCACUCAGCUCGCCUCG
Molecule: messenger RNA, 4905 nt
Organism: Symbiodinium sp. CCMP2456
Lineage: Eukaryota; Dinophyceae; Suessiales; Symbiodiniaceae
Source: the annotation of a GenBank genome assembly